Molecule: messenger RNA, 396 nt
Organism: Melitaea cinxia (Glanville fritillary)
Lineage: Eukaryota; Metazoa; Arthropoda; Insecta; Lepidoptera; Nymphalidae
Gene: Tfb5
Product: general transcription factor IIH subunit 5
Exons: 2
Coding region: 156-377 (73 amino acids)
Biological process (GO): transcription by RNA polymerase II; nucleotide-excision repair; transcription initiation at RNA polymerase II promoter
Cellular component (GO): transcription factor TFIIH core complex; transcription factor TFIIH holo complex
Source: RefSeq, a predicted model, not a curated record
CAUGUCAGUAACAUUUUCUGACUUUUCUGUAAACAAUUAAAAAUAAGCGUCGCGAAUGUUCUUUGUCUUCUUUCUGAUUAUAAAUAUUGUGCACGUAUUAUAAUAUCCAUAUUUAUGUUUUUUUAAUCCUUGAACAGUGGGUAUAAUAAUGCAUCAUGGUAAAUGCUAUGAAAGGAGUUCUUGUUGAAUGCGAUCCGGCAAUGAAGCAGUUCCUUCUCCACUUGGACGAAACUCUCGCACUUGGUAGAAAAUUUAUCCUACAAGACCUAGACGAAACACAUUUGUUCAUAUCUUCAGACAUCGUCGACACAUUACAAGCUCGUGUCGACGACUUAAUGGACCAACUUAGCUUCCCUAUUCAUGAUAAAGGAUUGUAAAAAAAUAAAAUGACGUCGA